GUUCUACGUACAUCGUGCAGCCACUGUGCAGCGUGCCUGCGCCCUGCGGUUCUCGUUCAUCGAUUUUUAGCCCACCUAAAAGGGCAAAAUGAUGACAAAAAUACUUGGCGCUAACUGCUAACACUCGCAAACGGUUUCUCAUCUACGGUGCGUAAUAAAUCUGGUAGUCAGAGGUAUGCCCACACAGGACAGUUUCCGAUCACCAGGAAACCACUGCUGAAAUUGAGAAGCGUAAAUUGUUAUUCAUCCGUUCCAACGUGAAUCGGAGAUCAGCGAUUGAAUUGCUGUUUCUUCAUCACGGCAUCGCUGUUCUGUACCAAAUCAGUUGCCUCCAUGGUUUAUCCAGGGACAUUGAACGCUACGACAACUAUCCAGCUAUGGGGCCGUGAAAUUAAAGUGCUGCAAGCUCCCUCCUCUUCUCCUCCCUCCUCCGGUACGCUGCAGCAGAAAAUGGAAGAAACAGUCAAACCAGCUGCAGCUCCGGUGGACCGGUCACCAUGCACAUCGGAAGAAGACGAAGGCGAAGUGCUGGAACCAUCGCGAACGCCCCCUCUUUCCGAUUGCAGUGGAAAACUUUUUAAGUGGACUAACUAUUUCCAUGGCUGGCAAGAACGAUUCAUCGUGCUGAGGAACGGCUGCCUAAGCUAUUAUAAAACUCCGAACGAUCAGACGCUGGGAUGUCGCGGGGCUUUAAAUAUUCGCCAAGCUGUGGUGCAGGCACAUGAAUUUGAUAAUUGUCGAUUUGAUGUCGUUGUCAGUGAGAAUAUCUGGUACCUUCGUGCGGAGACUACUGAAGAACGCAAUCGUUGGAUUACGGCGCUGAAAGAGCACAAGUCAAUUUUGGAAUCGGGAUACGGUAGUGAUGGCAGUUUACGUCGCCAUGGAUCGAUAUUAUCCCUUACUUCCGCCGCCAGCCUAUCCACUGCCUCCAGCUCUUCGCACAAGACUGGAAGAGCGUUACAAGAGAAGCUGGCUGAGAUGGAGACCUUUAAAGAUAUUUUAAUACGUCAAGUGGAUACCUUACAAAGCUAUUUCGAUACGUGCGCCGAGACCCUAGCUGCCCAUAAAGCGGAGAGUCAUCGCUCAGAAAAUGGCGGCAUGGAUGCAGAUAGCGAUGAAGAUAUGGAUGUCGAUUUGACUUUGGUGCGGGAUCGAACCGCUUUGGAUAGCGAUGUAUCGCACAUUCCCAUGGAAGUUCAACUGCAACACGCUCACCAUGGACCAGAUUUCAAAGGCGAAGCGAUUACCUUUCGUGCCACAACCGCUGGCUUAUUAGAGACGGUGCGCCAUUGUAUGGAUUUGAUGUCUCAGCGGGAAGACGCAUUGAAACGCCGUUUAGAAAAGGAAGUGGAGCGCCGUAAGCGUACGGAAACCAUGUAUCGCGAGACAACGGAAGUUGUGCGUAGCCUUCAGGAACAAAUACAAAAACAAAGAGUUUAUGGUAGUCCAGAUUAUGAAGAAGGUCCCCAGAGUGCUAUUAAAGAGGACGAAUUUUUCGACGCCGUUGAGACCACAUUAGACAAAGUCGACAAAGAGUUUGAGGAAAAAUCAACUCAAGAUGUUCCCAAGGCCGCAGUGCCUGCUGACAGCCUGGCCAUGAAGACUCAGUUGACGACCAUAUCUCCCGCACAAGCUGACGACAUUUGGGAGGAGAUCGAACAAGUUACCAGUGAGCAGUUCAAAUAUGCCCUCCUCGGUGUUGGGGAAGGUGGCUGGCAGCUGUUUAAUGAAGAUGGUGAAAUGAAGAUGUACAAACGGGAAGAGGAAAAAGACGGCUUGGUUGUCGAUCCCUUAAAGGCGCAGCAUUGCGUGCGAGGCUUUACGGCCCAUGAAAUGUGCCAUUACUUUUUCAGCCCUGAUGUGCGCAUGGAAUGGGAGUUCACUGUGGAUAGCAUGAAAGUGAUCGAGCGUUUGCGGGACGAUACGAUGAUAUUUCACCAGAUUCACAAACGUGUUUGGCCAGCGGCUCAACGUGAUGCAUUGUUCUGGUCACAUAUGCGCAAAUGGGAUGGGAAGGAGAAUGUACAGAAUCACCAUGAUGAUAAAUUAGUGCCAGUAAACAGUUGGAUUGUAUGCAACCAUUCCGUGGAGGUACCGCCCGUUCCGACCGGUAAAUGCCUCCGGGUUAUUUUAACCAUUUCGCUUACUUGCCAAACAUUCAUCGAUGCCAAUGUUGCACAUUUGCCGCGUGAGCAGAUCAGCAGGGACCAGAUCACCACAAAGAUCAUCUAUUGCGCCACAGUGAAUCCAGGUGGAUGGGCUCCCGCGUCCGUCCUUCGCGCGGUGUACAAGCGUGAAUAUCCAAAGUUUCUUAAGCGUUUCACGCAGUAUGUCAAAGAACAGACUGAUCACAAGCCAGUUCUCUGGUAAAUCAUCUUGAUCUCGUGAAUGCUGAGGUCUGUCCUGGAUUUAUGCUGACUACCUUAAAGCGACGAAUUUUAUUCCUCUUGUUUCAAAAAGAUUAAUACUUAUUUUGUAAAAAAUUAUUUUGGUAAUUAAUUUGUCCAAGAAAGGCGUUUAUUUUAAUUGCUUCUUUUUGAUUUUCUGGACGAGUGCGAGAAAAUGGUAUCCAGUUGUGAUUUUUGCGAGAUGCAAUGAGAUUGCUGUUAUGUGAAUGACGCCCUCCCCUUUUAAGCUCUCUAUUUGUAAUUUACCCUCUUAGGCAGUAAGUGUUGAACUUUUGAGUGUUGAUUCUGGUUUUUCUCUGCCAAGCGGCAGCUAUUUAUUGGCAGGUAAAUUGCUCUCUGUAUUUGUGUCCUAAUGCAAUCAUGAAGUGUUGUAUGUCUUUUUAAUUCUGGUGCCGUAUACAAUUAAAGUGUUCGGUUUUUAUUGCGUAUCAUUUGAUAAAGACAACUAUGCGAAA
Messenger RNA from Paramacrobiotus metropolitanus, 2863 nucleotides. RefSeq names its product ceramide transfer protein-like. The transcript has 11 exons. The record is from RefSeq and is a predicted model, not a curated record. Gene Ontology annotation, molecular function: phosphatidylinositol-4-phosphate binding. NCBI's taxonomy places the organism in Eukaryota, Metazoa, Tardigrada, Eutardigrada, Parachela, Macrobiotidae. The coding region runs from base 334 to 2370 and encodes 678 amino acids. Gene Ontology annotation, cellular component: Golgi apparatus. Gene Ontology annotation, biological process: ER to Golgi ceramide transport.